GCUCAAAGAGUCCGCAGAAGUUUUGCCCCCCGCCGCCGUUCCGGAUUCCACCGUCUUGCCAUCAUGAGCAGCGCGCAGGUGUCCAAGAAGAGGAAGUUCGUGGCUGACGGUGUCUUCAAUGCCGAGCUGAACGAGUUCCUGGCACGAACUCUCGGCGAGGAUGGUUACGCUGGCGUGGAGGUCCGUGUGACGCCGAUCCGCACGGAGAUCAUCAUCCGUGCCACCAGGACCCGGGAAGUUCUGGGCGAGAAGGGCCGACGCAUUCGGGAGCUCACGGCCCUGGUGCAAAAGCGCUUCGGCUUCCCAGAGAACAGCGUCGAGCUCUUCGCGGAGCGAGUGGAGAACCGUGCAAGCUGUGCCAUGGCACAGUGCGAAUCUCUUCGCUUCAAGCUCAUUGGCGGCCUCGCAGUCCGGCGUGCCUGCUACGGCGUCUUGAGGUUCAUCAUGGAGAACGGCGCUAAGGGCGUCGAGGUCAUCAUCAGCGGAAAGCUUCGUGCCCAGCGAGCAAAGGCGAUGAAGUUCAGGCAGGGCUACUUGAUCUCCACGGGCGAGCCGAAGAGGCACUACAUCUCGGAGGCUGUCCGUCACGUGCAGAUGCGUCAGGGCACGAUUGGAAUCAAGGUGAAGAUCAUGAUGUCCCACGACCCAGAGGGUAAGAUGGGGCCCAAGAUGCAGCUGCCCGACAACGUCAUCGUGCAUGAGCCGAAGGACGAGGCUCCACCGAUGAUGCCUCCGGCAGAGGACCAGGGCUACGGCAAUCAGGGCUACGACGACAACCAGGGUGACGUGUCUAAGAAGAGGAAGUUUGUGGCUGACGGUGUCUUCAAUGCAGAGCUCAACGAAUUUCUGGCCCGCACACUGGGCGAGGAUGGAUAUGCUGGUGUCGAGGUGCGCGUGACCCCGAUCCGAACCGAGAUCAUCAUCCGAGCUACCAGGACUCGCGAAGUCCUCGGCGAGAAGGGCCGACGCAUUCGAGAGCUGACGGCCCUGGUGCAGAAGCGUUUCGGUUUCCCGGAGAACAGCGUGGAGCUCUUCGCCGAGCGUGUUGAGAAUCGCGCAAGCUGCGCCAUGGCCCAGUGCGAGUCUCUCCGAUUCAAGCUGAUCGGUGGCCUGGCCGUGCGCCGCGCCUGCUAUGGUGUCCUCAGGUUCAUCAUGGAGAACGGUGCCAAGGGCGUGGAGGUCAUCAUCAGCGGCAAGCUCCGGGCACAGCGUGCGAAGGCCAUGAAGUUCAGGCAGGGCUAUCUGAUCUCCACCGGCGAGCCCAAGAGGCACUACAUCUCUGAGGCCGUGCGCCACGUGCAGAUGCGACAGGGCACGAUCGGUAUCAAGGUGAAGAUCAUGAUGUCCCACGACCCAGAGGGCAAGAUGGGGCCGAAGAUGCAGCUGCCCGAUAACGUCAUCGUGCAUGAGCCGAAGGAGGAGGCACCUCCCAUGAUGCCAGCAGAGGACCAGGGCUACGGCGAGGGCGGCUACGACAACCAGGGCUUCUGA
Molecule: messenger RNA, 1491 nt
Organism: Symbiodinium sp. CCMP2456
Lineage: Eukaryota; Dinophyceae; Suessiales; Symbiodiniaceae
Source: the annotation of a GenBank genome assembly